Molecule: messenger RNA, 4624 nt
Organism: Piliocolobus tephrosceles (Ugandan red Colobus)
Lineage: Eukaryota; Metazoa; Chordata; Mammalia; Primates; Cercopithecidae
Gene: DENND3
Product: DENN domain containing 3
Exons: 18
Coding region: 101-3208 (1035 amino acids)
Biological process (GO): regulation of Rab protein signal transduction
Cellular component (GO): cytoplasmic vesicle
Molecular function (GO): protein binding
Source: RefSeq, a predicted model, not a curated record
UUGCCCCGGGCGCCGAAAUAGUGACUCUAGUGCACGUCAGCCUCUGCCCGGAGCAGCUCUCUGAACUAAUGGUGGGAACUGGUUGUUGUAGGUAUUUAACAUGAAGCCGCUCCAGAUUGUGUUUCCUGCCCGAGCAGACCCCGAAAGCCCCAUCCUGGACCUGGACCUUCACCUGCCCUUGCUGUGCUUCCGGCCCGAGAAGGUGCUGCAGAUCCUGACAUGCUUGCUGACAGAACAGCGGAUCGUCUUCUUCUCCUCGGACUGGGCUCUGCUGACGCUGGUCGCCGAGUGCUUCAUGACCUACCUGUAUCCGCUGCAGUGGCAGCACACCUUCGUGCCCAUCCUGUCGGACCAGAUGCUGGAUUUCGUCAUGGCCCCCACGUCCUUCCUCAUGGGCUGCCAUCUCGACCACUUCGAAGAAGUCAGCAAGGAAGCUGACGGUUUAGUUCUGAUAAAUAUUGAUCAUGGGAGCAUCACCUACUCCAAGUCCACGGACGAUAAUGUGGACAUUCCUGAUGUCCCCCUCCUGGCGGCCCAGACGUUUAUUCAGAGGGUGCAGAGCCUCCAGCUCCACCACGAGCUGCAUGCCGCCCACCUCCUCUCCAGCACAGACCUGAACGAGGGCCAUGCCCACCGGCGGGCCUGGCAGCAGAAACUCAACUGCCAGAUACAGCAGACCACCCUGCAGCUGCUUGUGAGCAUCUUCAGGGAUGUAAAGAAUCAUUUAAAUUAUGAACACAGAGUCUUUAAUAGUGAAGAAUUUCUCAAAACCAGGGCUGCAGGGGACCAUCAGUUUUAUAAGCAGGUCUUAGACACCUACAUGUUCCAUUCUUUCCUUAAAGCCCGGCUCAACAGGAGGAUGGACGCCUUUGCUCAGAUGGACCUCGACACCCAGUCGGAGGAGGACAGAAUAAAUGGAAUGCUUGGAAGUCCAAGGAGACCGACCAUUGAGAAAAUAGCCUCUCGGAAGUCCUCGCACCUGCAGGUCAUCCACAGGCGCAUGGUGGUCAGCAUGCCCAACCUGCAGGACGUCGUCAUGCCUGAGCUGGUACCCAGGAAUUCUUCGCUCCGGCUGACGGACACCGCAGGCUGGACGGGCAGCAGCGCAGUACUGAAUGUGACGCUGAAGUCCCCAUAUACAUUCAAGAUUCCCGAAAUCCACUUUCCGCUGGAGAGCAAGUGCGUGCAGGCGUACUAUGCCGACUUUGUCACCCUGCUGAGCAAGGCCAUGGACUUUCUGGCCCCUGAUAACUCUCUGCUCCUGGCCCGCUAUGUCUACCUCCGAGGGCUCGUUCAUCUGAUGCAAGGACAGCUGCUGGACGCCCUCUUGGACUUCCAGAAUCUGUAUAAAACAGACAUACGGAUCUUUCCCACUGAUUUGGUGAAAAGGACGGUGGAAUCCAUGUCUGCCCCCGAGCGGGCGCAGGCGGAGCAGGCGCCGGAGCUGAUGCGGCUCAUCAGUGAGAUCCUGGACAAGCCGCACGAGGCCUCGAAGCUGGACGACCACGUGAAGAACUUCGAGCUGCCGAAGGAGUACAUGCAGCUGGACGACUUCAUGAAGCGGGUCCAGGAGUCAGGGAUCGUGAAGGACGCCAGCACCAUCCAGCGGCUGUUCGAGGCCUUGACUGUAGGACAGCAGAAACAAAUCGACCCAGAAACAUUCAAAGAUUUCUACAACUGCUGGAAGGAGACAGAAGCAGAAGCCCAGGAGGUCAGUCUGCCGUGGCUGGUGAUGGAACACCUGGAUAAAAACGAGUGUGUGUAUAAGUUGUCCAGCUCCGUCAAGACGAACCUAGGCGUUGGCAAGAUCGCCAUGACCCAGAAGCGUCUGUUCCUCCUAACCGAAGGAAGGCCAGGCUACGUGGAGAUUUCCACCUUCAGAAAUAUAGAGGAGGUCAGGAGCUCCUCUACUGCAUUUCUGCUUAGGAGAAUACCCGCUCUAAAAAUCAAAGUGGCGUCCAAGAAAGAAGUCUUCGAGGCCAACCUGAAAACUGAGUGUGACCUUUGGCACCUGAUGGUGAAGGAGAUGUGGGCUGGGAAGAAGCUGGCCGAUGACCACAAGGACCCUCAGUACGUCCAGCAGGCACUGACCCACGUCUUACUGAUGGAUGCCGUCGUGGGCACGCUGCAGUCACCAGGCGCCAUCUACGCUGCCUCCAAGUUAUCCUACUUCGAUAAGAUGAGGAAAGAAGUGCCCAUGGCACUUCCGAAGACAACCGUGGAGACGCUGAAGCAUAAAAUCACCCCCUCGGCAGGGGAGACGUUCCCUCAAGCGGUGGACGCGCUGCUCUACACGCCGGGGCAUCUUGACCCAGCUGAAAAAGUUGAAGACGCUCACCCCAAGUUAUGGUGUGCUCUGAGCGAUGGCAAGGUGACCGUGUUCGAUGCUUCUUCCUGGACCAUCCACCAGCACUCCUUUAAAGUGGGCACUGCAAAAGUGAACUGCAUGGUGAUGGCCGACCAGAACCAGGUGUGGGUUGGCUCGGAAGACUCCGUCAUCUACAUCAUCAACGUCCACAGCAUGUCCUGCAACAAGCAGCUCACAGACCACUGCUCCAGUGUCACGGAUUUGAUUGUGCAGGAUGAACAGAGGGCACCCAGGUGCAGCAAGGUGUACUCAUGCAGCAUGGAUGGCACGGUGCUGGCGUGGAAUGUGAGCACACUGCGGGUGACCAGCCGCUUCCAGCUGUCGAGCGGUGGCCUCACGUCCAUCAGACUGCACGGCGGCCACCUGUGGUGCUGCACACGUAACAGCAUCAUGGCCAUGACAACGAACGGAUUCCUCUGUCAAGAAUUGAAGAUUGAGGAGAUUGAGGAGAACUUCAAAGACAUCAGUACCUCCUUCCUGGCCUUCCAGCUCCUUCCUGAGCAGGAGCAGCUGUGGGCGGCCUGUGCAGGAUGCAGCGAGGUUUACAUCUGGAGCCUGAAGGACCUGGCCCAGUCCCCGCAGAGGGUGCCCCUCAAGGACUGCUCUGAGAUCAUCUGCAUGAUCCGGGUGAAGAAGCAGGUCUGGGUGGGCAGCCGAGGGCUGUGGCAGGGAACACCCAGGGGGAAAAUCUACGUGAUUGAUGCUGAGACGAAGACCGUGGAGAAAGAGCUGGUGGCGCACAUGGACACCGUGAGGACACUGUGCUCGGCCGAGGACAGAUACGUGCUGAGUGGGUCGGGCAGGGAGGAGGGGAAGAUCGCCAUUUGGAAAGGGGAAUAAACGUGGCUGAGCCUGCCGAGUGGAACCUGCCCUAUGUGUGGGGACGGGCUGCCCCCUAGAGCCCGCCAGGAGCAGAAGCCUGGAGGAGUGGCGGGACAGGGCAGCCCAGGCUCAGCGUGGAGCCCGCUUACCGUGUGUCCAGCCGCAAGACGCAUGGCCACGCACCUGCUCUCAGGCCUUCGGGCACCCUGGUUAAACUGCACCAGGGGUGUGUCUCAGGCGGGCAGCUUCGUCUUGUUUGUGAUAACCUCUGCUGGGAGGUUACUUUGUGUGUUGCCUAGAAAGUUCUGGAAUCCACAACCAGGGGCUGGCACUGAAGCCAGCAGCUUGGCCGAGUCACAGGUGACCCGUGGCUCUCACGUCUCUGGUUUUACCUUUCCUUACUUCAUUCAUUCACUCACCCAGAGAGGCCUGGGAGAAGGGUGGUUGAGGUAACCACUGUGGUCUCUCUCCCAUCAGAGAAUGUGGACAGGGCCUACUCAGGUGGAGGGGACCACCCUGGGAUCAGGUGUUUGGGACAGGGGUUGGGCCAGCUGAGGCCAGCUGUCUUUUUUCCUUUUCUUUUUAAUAAAUGUAAAAUUUUUAUAAUAAUCCUAGAGACCUUUUUUCUACCAAAGAUCACAGACCAGAAAAAGUUCCAUCUCAAAUAUCAUGCUCAGGAAACUACACGGGAUCAACAGGAAAAUACCGUCAUGUAUGAUCUCGUCUUCCAGUGUGCUGUUCAGUUUCCCGGAACCCGCGUGCGCGCUGCACAUGUGUACGUGCAAGAUGCUUUACUGAACUCAGCAAGAUCUUAGCUGUACAUAAAUAUUUGCAAAAGAGACCCUUUGCACCUUUUUACUGUACUGUUGAGAUUUCAUUACUUAAAUGUUCUAUGGAAGGUUCUGGUGUGGUUGUUGGAGCUGGAGGGAGUGUCUCAGCACAUGCUGAGGGCAUGGGGCCUGCCCCCUGGGCUCGAGCCCUGGCUUCCCAAGACGCAGCCCCAGAGCUGGCUCAUCCUGAGGGUCUCUGGGGGUGUUUGCCAGGCUCCUGGGAUGGGCCACGUUCAGAAACUCUGCAGCGCCUCCAGAUGGAAAGGUGGGCCCGGACUCUGGCUGGGUCUGCAUCUUGGAGAAUCCACACCAUGGACCAGGUUUUCCCCCAAGGCUCAGCUUCGCGUAGCCACUAACUCCUUGGGGCGGUCUGAGAACGUGGGCGGAGCAGAACUAUGUGGCCUCAUCCUCCCCCAAGGCUGUGCCUGCAGCGAGGACAACUUUCCACUUUCUAGCUGGGGAGAGGUUGGAUUUUGCUUUUGUAAAUACAUGAAUCCUUAUGAUAAAAGCCUGUCAGAAAUACAUUUAUAAAUUAUUUAAUGCCAGCCCUCGUGUAACCUCAGGUAUCUUCAGCUUGUGGAGAAUAAAUGUGGUUUAAUAAACA